UCCGUGCGUUUCCGAAGUUUUUUAAUGUGACGAUAAUGCUUAACUUGAUCGAGAAAUUAUUUUACGCGUGACAAGACGUAGACAAUCGGUAGAAUCGUUAUCGUCACCGAGUGGAGAGGAUCGUAUUUCUAAGAUCGUAUUUCUAAAACUGCACGCGUUCGUAUACUGGAAACUCUGAAGGCUCUUCGAAGAUAUCCGUUAUGCGCAAAGAAAUCAGAAACUGUUUGAUUAAAACACGACUGCACAAUAUUUGCUGACAUCGGAAGAACGGGGGUUAUAGAUAAAUAAUUUUGAUUGAAAUCUCAUUAUAUCAAUCAUGCUGAAAGGAAUUGUCUUGCUGAUUCUCCAUGUCUUCUGCGACAUCGCAUUGGCGGGGCAAUGCGGAAAAGUGUGGGUCACGGUUUCUUCUUUAUGGAGACCAAUCGCUGCCAGCGACAAGGUGGUCGAUGCCGAAUUAGAAGUAAAUUGGGAAUUCGAUUGUCCGGCGGGCACAAGAUAUUCCGAUACCCAGAUCAAGGUGUUCACUGCUGACCCGUUAGCAGCACAUAAUAAAAUGAUCAAACCUGAACUGAUCUUGACUUCCUUACAACGUCCUCGGGGAUAUUAUAGGACAAAUAUUACAGUCGGUCGUCCGCCACUUCCAGGCGGUUGGGACACAAAGGACGGGGCAACCCUUCCAGGAUCACAUUGUCUCGAUUAUUAUGCAAUCCUUUACAAAGACGAUCACAUGUUUUCAAUGUCUUGUUUGCAAAUUUGGCCGACUUGGAUGUACGAUUUAAGGAGAGAAAUCGGAAUGCUUCCUAUUGGAAGCCUAAUGAUACCCGGGACACACAAUUCUGGCUGUUACAAGCAUGGUGAUCUGACGCGACGGGAUGCCUUUCAGCGGUACUUGCUGACACAGGAUCGUGACGUUUGGACGCAAUUGGUGCAUGGUAUAAGAUAUCUGGAUAUCAGAGUCGGAUAUUAUCCAUCGAUACCAAAUGGCACCGCACUUGACGAAGACGGGAAUCAUAUAAAUAGAUUCUGGGUCAACCACGACGUCAUUCGCAUCACACCUCUUGCAGAGAUCUUAAAGGAUGUGAGGGACUUUUUAGACGCAGCGAGAGGUGAAGUUGUUAUUAUGGACUUUCAUAGAUUUCCUGUGGGCUUCGAAGGUAGGCCAAACAGACAUCGAAAACUAUUAACUAUUUUACAUCGAGAAUUCGAAGGUUUAAUCCUGAAGCCAGAUAGAGGAAUCGAAGGUCUGGGACCGACAUUAAAUGACAUUUGGACCGGCGGGAAGAGAUUAAUUAUUUGUUAUGGUGACAAGCACACAGUAAACGAAUACGACUGGCUAUGGCCACCCUUAACGCAAGUAUGGGGCAAUCAGCAAACCGUGGAGGGUUUGUUUGAAUAUUUGGAUGAAGAAAUUUUAGGCUCAAAAAAACGUAGAAAUAGUCAGAAUCCAUUGUGGGCGGUAAUGGCGGAACUGACGCCAUUCCCAUUAGACAUUUUCUUUAAUUUAUCUGGCGGGCUUCGGCAGAUGGCUGAUUCUGUUAAUCGAAAUCUCACUGUCAAGUUCCAAGAAGAAUGGUGGAAGGAAACAAACAUCGUCGCCACAGAUUUUUUUCUCGGAAAUGAUUUGAUCUGGGUAUCGAGAAUGUCGAACAUAAAGAAGAGUAAUAUCGCGCAAUGGCGUUUGUAAUCCAUAUAUAGAAUUUCAUUGAUAAAUUUUUUAUUCCUCUCGUUUCGAAAAUAACAGAAAAAUAUUAUUACAGUGAAAAACAAUAGCUUCCAUCAAACUUUCAUAAAUCUUAAUAAAGAUGAAAUUGAUGCACAUACACAUACAUUGUGAUAUGAAUUGAUAUUUACGUAUGAGGUUAUUAUUCAGUUGUAUGAAUUUCACAAGAAAUGUAAGAUACUAACUCAUCCAUUUAUUAUACAAUAUUGUUGCAUUAAACUCUAAACUAACAAUUAAAUAAUAAUAAACAAUGUUAUGUAAACGAUAA
Messenger RNA from Solenopsis invicta (red fire ant), 1988 nucleotides. RefSeq lists its product as uncharacterized. The record is from RefSeq and is a predicted model, not a curated record. Bases 317 to 1684 code for a protein of 455 amino acids. Gene Ontology annotation, biological process: lipid metabolic process. Gene Ontology annotation, molecular function: phosphoric diester hydrolase activity. NCBI's taxonomy places the organism in Eukaryota, Metazoa, Arthropoda, Insecta, Hymenoptera, Formicidae. The transcript has 7 exons.